Spinacia oleracea (spinach) is the source of this 1056-nucleotide messenger RNA. RefSeq lists its product as uncharacterized. Lineage: Eukaryota; Viridiplantae; Streptophyta; Magnoliopsida; Caryophyllales; Amaranthaceae. The transcript has 4 exons. The record is from RefSeq and is a predicted model, not a curated record. Bases 285 to 650 code for a protein of 121 amino acids.
UCUCAAACUACAUUCUACUCCACUAAGUCCACUCUCAAAGAAUAACCAUAACACCUUCCUAACUCAUCAACAGGAAAUGCAGAGUACACUAAACAAGAACUAAUCAUUGAUGAUUGGGAUACCAUCACCACAUACUAGUCGAGGGCCGCUUCCAUAAUACAGACAAUUGGAUACAAAGGUUAUAGAUGCUCAGUAAAAGCAGGCUAUGGUUAAUGACAUUAUAUCUGCUAGUUAAUGACAUUGUAUCCGCUAGUUAAUGACUGUGUAUCUGCAAGUUUUUUCAGAUGUAUCUGCAAGCUAUGGUUCCUGUAACCAUAAUAGUCUACAAGGCAUUUUUCCCUAUUAUCCAUGAUGGAUGUUAUGUCUUUCUGUGCUUUAAUUUCAAGUAUUCUAAGGUUGAUGUGAUUGACCAGAGGAUUUUGACCGGAAAAGUGAAUGAAAUUUAUGGUGGCUACGUGACAAUUCUGGCUUUGUUCUUUUCAAGGUUUUUGAAGGAUAUGAAGGAUCCAAGAGCUAAUUUAGUAAUGAAUUUUGAGCCAAGGAUAAUUAGAAUGGUAUCCAAUGAGCUUGAUGUUGUCGAUAGUGGUGUCCUUGCAAUGAGACACAUGGAAACAUAUAUGGGCAAGCAACUUCUUGGGAUCCUCUCCUAAAAAAAAUUGAUGGCCAUGUUCUUAGAAAUUUGAGAGCAAAAUAUUGUUGUGAGAUUUUCAAGAAUGAGUACAACGUGGUCAAAGAAGAUGUGUUGAAGAAAGAAAAAUUGUGAAUGGAGCAUUGUUGUUGCCGGGAAGAUGGAAUUUUGAUGUUGAUCAUAGACAUGUGUGCAUUGUAAUAUUGAUAGUUUGUUAAUAAUGUAAACUGAUCGUUGGUACUGGAUUGUAGCGUUAUAGGCUCUAAAACUUCCCAUAGCUUGAUGUAUUCACUAUAGUAUGUUAUGAUGUUUUUUGUACAUGAUUGUGAUAUAUCUACAAUAUUCUGAUGUAUAUGACAGUGGAGACUGUUGUUGCUGCUGCUAUGAUUUUCAAGUUCUUUUUGUUCUGCUUUGACAGUGGAGACUGU